Leptinotarsa decemlineata (Colorado potato beetle) is the source of this 2207-nucleotide messenger RNA. RefSeq names its product folliculin (gene BHD). Gene Ontology annotation, biological process: positive regulation of transforming growth factor beta receptor signaling pathway; negative regulation of transcription by RNA polymerase II; positive regulation of TORC1 signaling. Gene Ontology annotation, molecular function: GTPase activator activity. The record is from RefSeq and is a predicted model, not a curated record. Gene Ontology annotation, cellular component: cytosol. NCBI's taxonomy places the organism in Eukaryota, Metazoa, Arthropoda, Insecta, Coleoptera, Chrysomelidae.
AAAUAUCUUGUGAUGCUGACUCAUACAGUAAUUUUGAAAUAUGUAAAUACUCUGUUAUAUAAUGUACUUACACUUUUAUUCGAUGUAUUAUGGAUGUAACAGUGGCUUUAGGUCACUUUUGUGAUAAACACGGACCUUGUGUUUUACUAUGUACAGAAAAAUCGAAGGAUAUUCCCAAAGAACAAAUACUUUCCCAAAGCCUUGUUUGUUCAGCCUGUGAGUCCUUGCCACCAGAUACAGUCUUCACUUGCCAAGAUGAACAUUAUUGCUACAUUACUUCUAGAGCAUCUCUCAACACAAAUGUAGCACAUACUCUCAAAGAUGUUGUGCUGAGAAGUCUUAGUAUCGAAGUGGUGGAGGAAAAAGGAAAAAAAUCGGGAACUAUUUAUUUUGGGGAUGAUACCAGAGGCCACAUCAUAUCUCAUGUAUUCAACAUCAGAGAUUCACUAGCUAGAGGUUUCAGAAGGAAGUUCUGCAUAGUAGUUCUUGGAAAUCAUCAGAUACCACUGCUGAACCACUACAACUUCAUUGAGGAUAACCUACGACACAUCAGCGAAGAAUUACAACAGAAAGCAGAUAACUCAACUUCAGCCGAAGAAACUACAGCAUACAGAAGAGACUUUGAACAAUUUCAGAAUGCCAGUAAAGUUCAACUAAGACCACUUCCGCAACUGGUGAAUGAACACAAUGUAUUUGCCCACUUGCACAUGUGGUUCGUCUUUCUCCUGAGAGCCAAAAUAUACAGAAACGUCCCCCACAGUGUACCGCAGUGUCCAGUAGAAUGCAGUUCAGUGAAUAUGUUGAGAGAAUUAGGAAAAGAAAUGCCUGAAAAUGUGUUUCAGACAAUAUUAUAUUGCACAUUGACUGGAAUAACAGUGACAGAGUGUAACACAGACAUCCUGAAGCAUUUUCGCCAACUACUGCCCAAAAAGUUUGCUUUACCGGCAUCUGGAAAAUCGUGCGAGGUUUUCAAGACAGACAACGUUUGGAGUUGCAAAUUCGAUGCCACUUUUCCAAUCAAUAUUCCGCGACUGAUCAGUUCGAUAGAAGUAGCUGUGAAGAAUCCUGAUAUAUCAGACACAACACUAUCAUAUCAUUUGAUGGAUCUCAUUAUGCACUGGUUUAGCAACGCUUGCGUUCUUAGCUGGGCCACGAAUUCAUGUGACGAGCUGAUGAGACUUUUGGAGAUUCGCAAGUGUGACUUGCCUCUGCUGGCUUACUGGAUACCCCAGAGCGGUGGAUGCGUAGAAAUGUGUACAACAGACUGGUUUAAAAAAUUCGCUGAUGGCAAAAGUUCAGAAAGUAACUGAAGAGUUAGGGAAAAUUUCGGAUACGCUGCACCCGUCGAUUUUGGAAACAAUGUUGUGUGCUCUUACAUUUUUUAACGUGUAGGUUACGAAUCCGAAAGAAAUAUUCGGUGCUUUCCCUUAUUUACAGAGUUACAGCCUUCCAAAACUUUCCAGCCUUUUUUCAACACAUCAGCUUAUUAAUAUAUGAUUUUCAACCAAUUUUCCUCCACGGAUUCAAAUAUAUCACUCUUUAUUAGCAAAUGAUGUACAGUCAGUCACCUAUAAAAUACAAAACGAAAAAUAUAAAAAUAGAGACAAGUCACAUUGUGAAAACAAGAUAAAUUAUUGAUGACUAUCACUUGAAAUAUAUUCAAUACAUUUUCUUUUGAAUGAAUUUAAUGAAUCACAACUUUUUAUAUGACUAGGCAAAUCAUUGAAUGCAAUGCUGAUCAACGGAAAAACAGUUUUUAAACAGAAUCAGACCAGAACUAUACAAAGAGUCACAACCUACAUUCUCUCUGUUGAUAUAUGUCACCAGAAAAUGAAUCCGUUGUUAACUAAAGUUUUUUAAAUGUAAAAUGUUGAUUAUUUAUGUUUCAAAAAAGGUGAAAUGAGGUGUUAAGUUGAUACGGUGAAUAAACACUUGUGACUCAACAGUUUGUAAUGUGCAAGAAGAAGGCUGAAAAGUUUCGGAACUUUGGAGGGCUGUAACUCUAGAAAUAAGGGCGAGCACCGUUUUUUUCUUUCGGAUUCAUAAUAUUCACGUCAAAAUACGUAUGUACACACUUUUUUUUAAUAUAUCACGGGUACAGCCUAUUCAAAAGUUGAAAUUGAUAUUCAGUUUCAUUUAUUACUUUCUAUUUAUAGUGUGAGCACAUUUGUUCAAUAACGACAUAACAUUAGAAAACUCUAAAAUCA